This is a messenger RNA of Labrus mixtus (cuckoo wrasse), 4968 nucleotides long. RefSeq lists its product as uncharacterized. Bases 589 to 2592 code for a protein of 667 amino acids. Gene Ontology annotation, cellular component: cytosol; nucleoplasm. The record is from RefSeq and is a predicted model, not a curated record. NCBI's taxonomy places the organism in Eukaryota, Metazoa, Chordata, Actinopteri, Labriformes, Labridae. Gene Ontology annotation, molecular function: protein binding; cytoskeletal adaptor activity. The transcript has 15 exons. Gene Ontology annotation, biological process: actin crosslink formation; positive regulation of actin filament polymerization; actin filament bundle assembly.
AGACGGGGUCCCGUUAGCUCAUUGUUAUUCUGCCCGAGUGACAGAGAGAGAGGCAGAGGGAGGCGGACACUGAGCGCGAGGCUGACUGCUCUGGGAGCUGCUUGUUCAGGGCGGGGGCUAUAGUCGGUGGUCGGUUUUUCUGCGGGCGUGAAGGCAUGUUGGUAAUCGGCUCAGUAAUGUGGAGAGGUACUGAACGGCACCAAAUAUCUGACCCCGAUUCCUGGGAGUAAAGAGAGGCAGAAAGAGGGAGGAAGUGUGUGUGUGUGAAAGAGAGAGAGGGGGGAGAAAAAAGAAGAGAGAGAGAGAGGGCCAUGUGAAAAAGGGGUGGAGGGGAGCUGAGAUUUAGUGCUCUGCUGGAUGAGACAACCCCCCACUAACUAACGGAGAGGGAGAGUAGCCUAAUAGGAAGAAAGGAGGGGGUGUUGUACUCUUCAUUUAACACUCAAAGAAGCAGGAAGCCUUUAUCGCUCCCCACAAUGACAUCUGAAAAGUGGAUUUCUGUUUGCUGUCAAGAGUAGCGCCCUGACCAACAAAAGGAAAAAACAACACAAACACACAAAGAGGUCGGUCCUACCCAAGAGAAGCAAAAUGUCUCGAACAGAAGAAGUUAACAAGAUGACGGAAAAUGUCUACAAGGGGAUUCUGGACCAGUUUAAUCCCAGUCUGAAGAACUUUGUUACUAUGGGGAAACACUAUGAGAGAGCCCUGACAGGAGUAACUGUGGCUGCCAAGGGGUACUUUGAUGCUCUGGUGAAACUGGGAGAACUGGCAAGUGACAGCCAAGGCUCCAAAGAGCUGGGAGACACAUUGUUUCAGAUGGCCGAGGUGCACAGACAGAUUCAGGUGCAGCUGGAAGAUGUGUUGAAGUUGUUUCACUCUGAACUGCUUGCCCAGUUGGAGCAGAAGCUGGAACUGGAUAUUAAAUACCUCACAGCCACCCUGAAGAAGUAUCAGAGUGAGCGGAGGUCUAAGUCUGAGUCUAUCGAGCGCUGCCAGUCCCAGCUGAAGAAGCUCCGCAGGAAGAGCCAGGGCAGUCGACACCCAAACAAAUAUGGAGACCGAGAGAUGCAGUUUGUGGAGUUGAUGAGUCGUCGUCAAGGUGAGCUGGAUGCGAUGGUUGCCACGGGUUACAAGUCUGCGCUCACUGAAGAAAGGAGACGAUACUGCUUCCUGGUCGACAGACAGUGUUGCGUAACCAAACUGCUCAUCAGCUACCACUCUAAGGUGAGAGAGCUUCUGUCGCAGAAACUGUCAUCAUGGCAGCUGUCCUGUUCUCAGCCCACAAGACUACCAGAGCGAGCUCUGAAUCUGCUGCGCCACACUGCGCCUCAAAGCUCAGGUGCUGCUGGGAUAGCCGAGGUACUCCGCCACACCAAGCUAGGCUCUGCUCAGCCUGAACAGAGGCUCUCUCUGCUAGAGAUCCCGACUAUGUUGAAUGGAGACUCCAGUCGCUCCCAGCAGCAACGCCAGCUCCCUUCCUCCUCUCAGAGUGAAACCUGUCCACCUCAGGGCUCCCCUCAGACUUUCUGCUCCUUCUCCUCUGGGGGAGCAGCCGGAGGUUCAUCACAGGGAGCGUCUCCUCAGCACAGCAGCACUCCCCUCGAUACAUCAGCCAGCCUCCUCCCUGAAAGCAGCACCAGCGGCAGCCCCAGCCCAGCUGCAUCCACUCCCACCCCAUCCAGCAGCUCUGGCCAGCAAGGCCCCCAACUAAUGACCACCAACACCACCAACCUCUCCCCGAGCCUCAUCCCAUCCACUGUGAUGUCACUCAGCCAGAUUUCCCCGACCAGCGGCUCCUUGCAUGGCAUGACCCUCCCCAUCACCCACAGUGCUCCUCACAGUCCUCCACUGCCCCACAGUGCUCCUCUUUCCAGGGCCAUGACUCCUGUGCAGCUCCUGCACCAACAGGUGGGACCAGGAGGGAGCAACACUUCAUCGCCGUCACACAUUCCCUGGAUGAAGACUUCUGACAUGAGUGCAACAGCAACACUGCCACUGCCGAGGAAACCCAACAGUGAAAUGAGGCUCGGAGGCUUUCAGGGCUCCAGUCUCCCUAGGAUUAUGCCUUUGUCUGGUCCUACACGUGUUGAAGCCUUGUUUGCCCACUCCCCUGGGGAGUCAGAGGGCGGUGGUGGCGGCAUUGGCGGAGCUUGCUUGCUGCACUUCCAGCAGGGUGACAGCAUCACCCUGCUCAUAUCUGAGGCCAGAGACGGAUGGCACUACGGUCAAAAUGAACGAACUGGACGGAAAGGCUGGUUCCCUUUUUCCUACACUCAGCCACAGCACAAUGUGAUGGAUCACCUCGAGAGCUCCCUCUUCCUCUCCAAGGCUAACAGCAACAGCACGGGCCAGCUCGACAAGCUUGGGUCUCAGGGUCCUGCAGCCCUCACACCAGAGUCAGAGGAGGAGCGGUCUCUUCCUCCCCAGAGGGUCAGCACCUUCCGCCCGCGCCCGUACAGCAUGGCCGACAGCAACAGGAUUACUUCAGCAUUUGCCUCCCCACCACCAUCCCCUACCAGGGUCAACCCGUUUGCUCACAUCCGACUCAGAAAAACUGUCACCAACGAUCGCUCGGCUCCCAUCAUCGAGUAAAAAUUGUAUUCGUACAGCAGCAAUCUUGCGUUCUGUGGUUUGUCAGGUCUUCAAACCUCAGGUUGAUUCCUGGAAACAACCCACGCAUGAGUUUUUUUUUUUUUUUUUAAAUAAUCAAAUAAAGAUUAUAUUUCUUGAUAAAAUGUUAAAUCAAAUUAUAAAAGGUGUAAUUGUAGAGAUCUGUUUUAAAUUUGAUUUCAGUCCAUUUAAAUUUGGAGUAGUUAAAAUGAAAAUAGAAUCAGAACCUCUUUAACAUCUGAAAACACCUGAGAGAAUAUGAGUAUGAAAAAUAUAGACUAGUUUAUGACAGAAGUUUUUGUCUGUACUUACCUGAGUGUUUGAGAUCUCCUUAACUCAUCAAGAAUAGCUAACAUUUUUAGGUUUUUCAUUGCCUAUGAAAGAUGCCUCUGACUUCUUUUACUUUGCUAUUUUUUUCUCAAAACUACCUUUAAUUUAGUUUUUUGGUUGUUUUGUGCCAUAUUUUGAAGUGUUCCUGUGUUUGGUUGAUCUAGGGACUGGCUCCUAAUAGCAGGUUGUGAACUUUCACUGUAACAAAGUGUUACAGGACAAGGACAGGCUCCUAUUCUAAAAGUGCUAUUACGAUAUUAUAUUUUUAGAUGUUAGAAAUGCUGCCAGAUUGUUGCAUUUUCUUGGUUUGAAUGAAUUUGAGUUUUGAAUUUAGUCAAAGUGUCUUUUCUAAUUCAAAAUGUGUUUUGGUUGAGAUGCUUUUCUGUAUUUCAAUGAAAUUAGCCAUGUUUAUUAUUUUGGUCAUUUCUACUGAAGCAUCACUGACGAUGGGCAGAGCUGUUCAAGUGAUGGAGUCCCUGUUGGUUAUAUCUUACAAGUUACUUCAAGUUACUGCGACAAUUUUUGCUGCUGCAAAGUUACUUAUAAUUAAAAGUAACUUAAAGUUAUUUUAACUAUUGAAUGGUUUAACCCUUCACUUGGCCUAAAAAAAAUCAUUGUGAAAAAAAGUAUUUCUUUAAAUGUGAUGUAUCAAACAUUCGAUUAAUGAGAUUCGUAGGUUCUCAGAUAGAUAGUUUUAAGACAGAGGAAGUUCUACAGAAAGUUUCUGAGCGCCACAGAAAACAACUGUAGCAAAGAAUAGCUGAAUGUUGAGAUUAUGGUAUUAUUGAAGAAGUGUUUAUUUCAGAAAGUUGCAUGUUGUGGAGGGUUAAAGUAAAAAGAGUGAGAGAUUUUCCUGAUUAGUCUUUGGAUUUGAUGUCGUCUUGAUUCCUUUUCAGUCCCAGAUCUAAAGCGAGACAACAUAUAGGCUAGUCGAGUGUUUACCAAUCAAAGUGAGUAGAAUCUGAAAGACAUGUGAAAGCCGAGACAGACAACAGGAUUUAUUUUCAUUUGGGAAAUGUUUUAAUGAAAGUGAUGAUGAAAGCAUACUGGGAAGUUGACCGGCGUCUGAGCAGGUGUUAAUGGUAAACUAGAGUUAUCCCAAGUAAUAUCCUGUAGCUCUAGGGGACUGUCAUUUUAAGGUGAAACUUUGUAUCUGUGCAAACUGAAAUGGUUUGUUCUUGUUGUAAUUACUUUGAGCUUCUGUGAUCUUUUAGCACCUUAAAGAUUUUAGAUAUCGCCCAGAGGGUUGUAGAGAAUCAUUUCUAACAGCAUUUAUAUACCUUUGAGUAGUAUGGCAUUAUUAAUAAAGCUGAAGGCUAGCAAACUGAUAGAGCUAAUGCUUAGUCCUGCUUGUAAAUAGGGCUUAAAACAUCUGUGAAUGUAUGACUUUUAUUUAACUUCUUUUUAGUAAUAGUAUUUCACUUUGGAAGAACGCUUGAACUUUGUUAACUUCGAAUACUGGGAGGCACAAACAGCUAUGAGAUGUGAAAACCACUUACAUAAAUAUACUUACAUAUAUAUACAUGUGUAUAGAAAAAUAAUACUCUGGGAUUACUGGGAAAUAUUUUGUACAAAAGAAUUUGUACAGAAGUACAUGACACUUAAAUUAAAACUAAAGAUGUCGAAUAUGCAUAGCAACAAGAAAUACAUGGCAAAAAUUAAAAAGCAAAUUAAUAGCUAGUAUUCAGAAUAUGGUAUGUAGAUGAAGGCACAAAAUGUACACAAGUAUUUUUGUAAUUGAUUGGUUGUGGGAGAACUGCUACGUAAAAAAGGAACAUAUCCAAAGUCUGAAUUUCCUCUUCCAAAGUAAAAUAUUGUUACUAUAUUGCACACACAUUAUACACAGUUCCACAGGUCUGUUAAAAAAAAAUGGACUAGUGGACUGUCGAUCUGUUCUCUGAGUUACAUCAGCAUGAGAUCCUGGUGACUUUAGAAGGUAUUUUAUUAUGAUGAAAACUGCUGGAGACAUUCUUCACCUCAAACACUGAACAUUUGUGUAAUGUGAAAUAAAGUUCUAAGGAAACAUUC